CGGAGAGACGGGAACAAGGACCAGGAAUGGUGAAUAACCGGGUCACCGAGUCGACCACCACGGCAGUGAGCAGUAACGGGGGCCCCCCUAAAGCCUGUGCCGGGUGUGGGGGGAAGAUUGCCGAUCGCUUCCUGCUUUACUCUAUGGAGCGGUACUGGCACACCCGCUGCCUGAAGUGCUCGUGCUGCCAGGCACAACUGGGCGAGAUUGGCACCUCCUGUUACACAAAGAGCGGCAUGAUCCUGUGCCGGAACGACUACAUCCGGCUGUUCGGGAGCAGCGGUGCCUGCAGUGCCUGUGGCCAGUCCAUCCCUGCCAGCGAGAUGGUGAUGCGGGCACAGGGCAGCGUUUACCAUCUGAAGUGCUUCACAUGCGCCACCUGCAGGAACCGACUGGUACCGGGCGACCGAUUCCACUACGUCAACGGCGCCAUCUUCUGCGAGCACGACCGCCCCACGGGGCUACUGAGCGGCCACUUGAACCCCCUGCAGAGUAACCCCCCCAUGCUCCCCGACCAGAAAGUUUGCUAAGAGGUGGAGCCGAGCCGGAUGUGUACCCCCCGUGCCUUCUGUUCAUAUUGCCAUGGCGACACAUCAGCGACAUAGAAAGAAAUCUAUAUAUAAAUAUAUAUAAAGAAAUAUAUUGCCCCUCCUCCAGGUUAUUUUUUUUUUGUUCCUCGUGCCCCGCCCACCACGGACAUUCCGAUUGGUGUUUCAGUCUGGAAGGAGGGGAUAAAGAGACUUGUAAAUGACAUGUACAAAGAACAAGACCUAUUUUCCCAUUGGACGGAUUUGUGGGAGGAGCUAAGGACUCUUUGUGAUGUGCACUGGAUAUUCCUGUUUGGCGCCGGCCAAUCACAAGCCCCGUUACGGAUGCACGCCUAUAUAGCGGGAUACUGAGGCGCAGUUGGGGAGUCGGCGACUCGCAGUUUGGAUUCUGUACAGGCCAACGGAUGCCGCCAUGUUGUAUUAGACACGCCCUGGGGGAGGAGCCUUGCAACAAGCACUGGGGGUUCCUCCAUUUAUAUAAAGACCCCUCAGGGCCUGGGGGAUGCAGCAGGUAGGAAAUGGGGGGUGAGGCUGUGCAUGCUGGGAAAUGUAGUUUUCCAGACGGUUGGUGGGGGGGGCCCCGUAAUAAAUGGAGUCAGUGACUUCCUGUUCUCUCCCCCUGAGGCUGAUGGGAGAUGUAGUUCAGGGGCAGCAGUAGGGGCCAGUGUUAUUCCGCCCCAGGGGAUCCCAGCUGCUGCCCUCGUGGUGUUGCUGAACUACAGCCAAUGAGAGAGUGAAGGGUUAAAGAUAUGUAAGAGACUGGGCUUGUACCAUUCUCCUCCCAGGGGGUGUUUGGGGGGGGUCUCAUGACAGCACUUACAUAGGGGGGUGAGUUUGGGGCACAAAUAGCACUAAAUAGUGACUGGCCACGCCCCCUGCGCUCCCUGGUGUCACAUGUUCCUAUUGGUUGUUGGCAAGGGGGGGGGGGCAGUAUGUUGUUGCCAUGGAUCUGCCCUGUCAGCAAUGGGGCUUAUUAUACUCCCUGAGCUGGGGCAGCUGCGUGGGGCAAUGGGAAUAGAAUUAGAGACGGGGGCCAAUCAGAGAUCAGUAAGGACUGAGCAGCAGAACUAGAGCCUGACGUCAAUAAGCCCCGCCCCCUCCAUCUUACAUCACUGAAUGCAGCCUGGGACUAAUGAGGGACCCCCAAAUGUCGCUCCCUAAGAAUGUGGCCCCAAUGGUUGAUUCCAGCCAUAGCGAAUUGGAAAGUGACUGGGGGGGGGACACUGGCUGCUCAGUAACUGCCCCCCGUGGGGUAUAAUCAGGCACGAGAACCAUACAUAUAGGGGCAGUUGUACAGUAAAUGUGCCCCCCACUAUCUGCCUAUUCAUUUGUCUUCUGAGAUUGGCCAAUGGGAUUAGGGAGCCCUCAGUGCUGGGUGCCUAAUAACAGGAAGGUGCCAUUCCAUGCCUGGGGGGCCCCCUAUCCUUGGCACCUCCCACCCAGUGAUGCUGCAGUUGGGGGGGGGGGGGGGUUCCUGUGUAAAUAGUUGGAAUAAAGGAAUUUUGUGCUUUCUGUUGUGUUUUGUCCUGGGUUUGGGCCCCCGGGUUGGGGUUUGGGCCCCCGGGUUGGGGAUUGGGCCCCCCCGGGUUGGGGAUUGGGCCCCCCGGGUUGGGGAUUGGGCCCCCCCGGGUUGGGGAUUGGGCCCCCGGGUUGGGGGCGGGAACCGAUUUUGUAACAAAAAGAAAAAAAAAAUUUAAACAACUUUGCACUUUUUUCUUCCCUUCACCCAAUUUUGAUGCUGUUAUUGAAAAUUGAAAUAAAACUUAAAGUUUCCAUGA
Molecule: messenger RNA, 2326 nt
Organism: Xenopus tropicalis (tropical clawed frog)
Lineage: Eukaryota; Metazoa; Chordata; Amphibia; Anura; Pipidae
Gene: lmo4.2
Product: LIM domain only 4, gene 2
Biological process (GO): regulation of developmental process; tissue development; positive regulation of transcription by RNA polymerase II
Molecular function (GO): transcription coregulator activity
Source: RefSeq, marked validated